AUGCAUUCCCAGUACGAGACUCUGUCUUACAGCUGGCAUAACAACGAGUGGAACGACUUUACCACUGAGCAGAAAAAGUUAUAUGAGCCAUGGGAGAUAAUUUGCAACGGGAAAAACGUCACAGUCCAGCCCAAUCUCUGGAGAGCACUCCAGCGUCUUCGUCAUCGAGACCGAUCGCGAACCGUGUGGGCGGAUGCGUUGUGCAUCGAUCAGAGCAAUGAUCGGGAGAGAGCACAACAGGUGCAGAUUAUGAGCUUGAUUUACAGUAAUGCUUUACAAACCGUCAUCUGGAUGGGAGAGUCCAAACAGGCCUCAGUUGAGAAGUCUUUGGACUUGAUCUGUCGCAUCGUCAAUUCCUGGGAUGAACGCCAUCCUGCAGAAUACUGGAUGACUGACGAUGCUACAUCCGAGACUUUGGCUCGACGGCCAACUGGCCCAGUUGCAAAGGAAGAUGACGAAAACUUCGCGUUAUCAGACCUUUUCCGCCUAAGCUGGUUCCGCAGGAAAUGGGUUAUCCAAGAAGCCGUUUUGUCUCGAUCCUGCGAAAUCAUUUGGCAGAACUGCAGUAUAUCUUGGUACUGGGUAGGACUCGCCGCCGCGAUCAUCAGAAACCAAAAUAUUGAGAACUUGUUUAUUAGUGAACCAUCAAAUACGGGUAUAUGUAAUGCAUAUCUCAUAUUCCGCUUGUCAUCUCAUGAGGGGCUACCAUCAGUUCAACUCACCUUUUUACAGCUGCUUCGUCUCACGGCCACUUUCCAAGCGACCGACCCACGAGACUCAAUCUUUGCUUUACUAGGAAUUCAGACUAAAGAUCAUCAUCCACAAAACUCUCCUUUAUUUCUAGCGGAUUAUACCCUAGACACCGAAACACUGUUCCGGAAAGUUGCAGAGAAGUUUAUGGACCACCCGGAGCCAUUAAAAUUUCUUGUCAAUACGGAGUCCUGGACCAAAACCGGCGCGACACGAAACAAAGAAUACAUAACAGAUUCAAAACCUUCGUGGGUGCCUAUAUGGGGCAAAAAUGCUGGUUUCAUGCUGGCUCCGUGGUCGCUCCAGGAUGGGUUCCAUCCCGCUCGUGGCCUCGAUUUUCAGCGUCAGAUCACCGAAGACACCUCACACCUAGUAGUCAGAGGUAUUGGAAUCACAACAGUGCUCUGCCGAGAAGAUGAAAACCUGCGCGACAGCGUUUGGGACUUACUGACUUGUGGAAUGUUCAAAGUCGUCUCACUUGAGAUUUUGGAGCUUUUCUCAAGAACGCUGACGUGCGGACGGAAUGCUUACGGAGGUCGCGAAAGGGAGGUACAUGCAUUGCUGUCCCAUUUUGCAGCAUUUUUAUGCGCAAAUAAAGAUACGAGUAUCGACAAAAUAGAGACUUCGAAGGCAAAUGAACAUCUCGAUAUUUCUGUCUUGAACGCCCUUGCUAAAGACGGCGAUGCAAAAGCUUUUGAGGCCGUGGCAAGUAACGUCUGUCAGAAUAGUCGGCUUUUUCUAACAGUGUCCGGUCAUAUUGGUCUUGGACCCCGUCAAAUUGGCUCCGGGGAUGUUAUUUGUGUCCUCGGUGGUGCUGAUAUGCCUUUCGCGCUUCGAAGACAGGACGGAUGUUAUACUUUGGUUGGAGACUGUUAUAUUGAUGAUGUGAUGGAAGGACAAGCGGUAGAAGCGAUGAAGAUGAAAUGUUCACACCAUGGAGCCUUUGAUAUUGAGAAGGUCAUUGAUUCUCGUCUUGCAUCAGAAUGGAUUCCGGAGCAAGUCCGACCCCAAGUAGAGUUGGUUAGAGAUGACUUGGUGGCCGCGGCUGCUAAAAAGUAUUCUGUUUUGCAAGAAAGUUGGAUUGAGAUCUGCUAA
Messenger RNA from Glarea lozoyensis ATCC 20868, 1845 nucleotides. RefSeq lists its product as uncharacterized. Lineage: Eukaryota; Fungi; Ascomycota; Leotiomycetes; Helotiales; Helotiaceae. The transcript has a single exon. Bases 1 to 1845 code for a protein of 614 amino acids. The record is from RefSeq and is a predicted model, not a curated record.